Sinocyclocheilus grahami is the source of this 568-nucleotide messenger RNA. Its product is annotated as PTB domain-containing engulfment adapter protein 1-like. Bases 38 to 568 code for a protein of 176 amino acids. The record is from RefSeq and is a predicted model, not a curated record. The transcript is spliced from 7 exons. NCBI's taxonomy places the organism in Eukaryota, Metazoa, Chordata, Actinopteri, Cypriniformes, Cyprinidae.
UCAUCGAAAAGAUGCUAGAGACAAUAAAGUGGUGAAAAUGAGUGACAUAGAUGACGAUAGCGAAAUAUACUUCUCAGUUAAAUUUUUAGGUCGAAUCCAGGUGGUCCAUCCAGGUGGGAUGCAGAUUCUGACAGAUGCAGUACAAGCCAUACAGGAUCCAAACAUAGAGAUGGAUGAGAAAAUGAAGAAAACUAAAGUACAUAUGUUUCUGACCAGAAGCGCUAUUGACAUUCUAGAGCAUAAAACAAAGUUCAUGCUGUACUCCUGCACUUUGUCCUCUGUUUCAUUCUGCGCAGUACAUCCGACUCAGCCCAAAAUACUCAGCUUUGUGGCCAAACACCCCGCGGCGGACAUGUACCACUGCUACAUCUUCCAGAGCAAGAAGUUUUCCCAUCUGCUGGUUUCCAUCAUUGGUGACACCUUUCAGGCUUAUAAGCAGGAUGGAAAUCUCCAGGGUGAUCGUGACCUGGUGGUGGAGGCUCUGAGACACAAGAAUAAGGUACUGGAGCGAGAGAACGCCGAGCUGAAGAGGAGACUGCAAGCCAGUGGAGAAGUGAGUUAUGUGUGA